UACCUCUCUCUCUCUCUCUCUCUCUCUCUCUCUCUCUCUCUCUCUCUCUCUAUAUCUGUGUAUGUGUUUGGUGCACUCUUCUUAGGAAACAACCACUGCAAGUCUCCUAGCUCAAGUGGGUAUCUCCCAUUUUUCUUAAAAAAGCAAAGGAGAAGAAGAAAAACAGCUUCCUAGUUCAUAUACAAGUUUAUUAGAAGAGAGUGCACACAUACAAGUAGCAACAACAAGAUCCCAGAAAAAGGCCAUCUACUACACUAGAGGGGGGGUGUGUUUUAGCAAGAAGAAGGGAAAAAGAGCAGCUUUCAUAUACCAAGAGUCCUAGAUCAGUACUACAACUAGUAGAAAAAAAGGGGGUGUUGGGGGAGGUGUUUUAGCAAAGGUAUGCGUGCAGGAGCCUGCACAGUACAGCAGACCCUCACCUCAGAGGCUGCUUCGGUGCUGAAGCUCUCCCUCAGCCUAGCAAGGAGGAGGGGCCAUGCACAAGCCACGCCCUUACACGUGGCAGCCACAUUGCUCACCUCAAGGGCCAGCCUCUUGAGGAGGGCCUGCCUCAAAUCCCAGCCACACCCUCCUUCCCAUCCUCUCCAAUGCAGGGCUCUAGAGCUCUGCUUCAAUGUAGCCCUAAACAGGCUUCCCACAACCCCUGGCCCACUCCUCCAGGCCCACCAGCCCUCCUUAUCCAAUGCUCUCAUUGCAGCCCUUAAAAGGGCUCAGGCCCACCAGAGGAGGGGCUGCAUUGAGCAGCAACAGCAGCAGCCUCUCCUAGCCAUUAAAGUAGAGUUAGAGCAGCUUAUCAUCUCUAUCUUAGAUGACCCAAGUGUUAGUAGAGUGAUGAGAGAGGCUGGUUUUUCAAGCACUUGUGUUAAGAGCAAUGUAGAAGAAUCCUCUUCUUCUUUGACUUCCUCUGUUUUCCAGUGUUAUAGCUCUGGUGGGAUUCUUUCAUCUCCUCCUUCUGUUGAGAGUCGCAGAGAGACUGUCCGAUCAGGCAGUUUCUGGCCUACCCAUAUCUUGAAUUCCCCUCCUGAGCAAGGCCCACCUCUUUUUUCAGCCCAAAGGAAGCAAAUCAGCUCCCAUUUUGUUGAUUUGGGCGGCGAGCGGAAGGAUGAUUUGAGGGUGGUUUUGGAGGUGCUGCUGAGGAAGAAAAGGAGGAACGCAAUCAUCGUUGGCGAUUGCCCUUCGACUGCUGAAGGGCUUCUCAUGGAGCUAAUGGGGAAGGUGGAGAGAGGUGAGGUGCCUGAGGAGCUAGGGGCAGUGCAUUUCAUCAGGUUCCAGCUCUCACCUGUAGCACUGAGGUUCAUGAAGAGGGAUGAUGUGGAAAUGAAGGUUGUUGAACUGAGGAGGAAGACGGGGCCCGCUGUGUUGGCUGGUGGGGCCAUCAUCUAUGUGGGGGACCUGAAAUGGGUGGUUGAGGAGUCCUAUGCUGAGAAGGAUUCUGUACCUGGGUUAGGAGUCCCAGGUUAUAGUCCAGUUGAGCAUGUGAUAGGGGAAAUUGGGAGAUUGCUAUCCGAUUUCAAUGGCAAGGUGUGGCUGAUGGCCACUGCAAAUUACCAAACAUACAUGAGGAGUCAGAUGAGGACACCCCCACUUGAAAUCCAGUGGUCUCUACAAGCUGUUGCUGUUCCAUCAGGUGGCCUUGCAUUGAGCCUUCAUUCUUCCAGUGGGAUGGAUGGAAGGGCACCCCUCUCUCAAAACCUAUCACAACGGUUGGAAUCGAACCAUUUCAAUGCCAAGGAAGAACUGGAACCGCUCGUCUGCUGUGCCGAAUGCGCUUCCAAUUUCGAGAAGGAAGCUGGGAUUUUCAAAUCAGCCCAGCAAAAAUCUCCAUCUUUCCUUAGCUCGGGUGAUGACAGAGGCUCAAAUCACCUUCCUUACUGGUUGCAAGAACAUAGACCAGAGAAUCAUCACAAGGAUGUUUUGCUUGAAUUGAGAAGAAAAUGGAACAGAUUGUGCCAGAGCCUACACCACCAUCCAAGACACAACCAGAUUCAACCAAAUCCUUCCUUGUUCAACCAAAACUGCAAGAGUCAUGCCUACGCUCCGCCCUAUCCAUGGUGGCCUGCCAGCCUACAAUUCAUGCAGACCAACAGCUUCGCAGAUUCAAAUUCCAUCUCCUUCGCCGAAUUGGUGUCAAAACCAGGGACUAACUCCAACUUCAUGGCCCAGUUAAAAAACCAACCAUCCUGGUCUGUGGAGAAUGGCAUCGGUGGCGGUGGGAAUCAUCAGGAGCUAAGUACCCCUGAAAAUCAUCCUUCCCGUCUGAGCUUGGAUUCUCUUAAGAAAACCCAAAACAAGGAUUUGAGGAUUACCCUCGCCCUUGGAAAUCCUCUGUUCUCUGACUCUGCUACUUCACCGGUAUGGAGGAGAGAAACCAUAGAUCCGCGGGACUUGCGCAGAGAUUUGCUGGAAAACAUCCCAUGGCAAUCUGAGAUUGUUCCUGCAAUAGUAGAUGCAUUGCUGGAUUUCAGACCAGGCUGGAAGAAGGGGAUUUGGUUAUUGAUUCAGGGGAAUGAUUGGAUCGGAAAGAGAAGAUUCGCGCAGGCAGUUGCAGAGUCUCUUUAUGGAUCGACGGAUAGCCUUGUUCACAUGAACUUGAAAAAUAUAAGAGAGAACAAGAUCAGCUCAUCUGCUAAAAUUCUCAUCGAUGCCUUGAGAAAUGACACGAAUCGUGUUGUUUUGUUGGAAGAGAUGGACCACGCAGAUCCUGAAUUCGUAAAAUUCCUCGCUGAUGGCUACAAAAAUGGAAAAUUCAAAGACCCAUCUGGCCAAGAAGUUGCCGCCUGCGCUGUAUUUAUCAUGACUAGAGGCGGUUCGACGGACUUUGACGGCAAUGGAGAGAAACCCAAUUCAGUAAUUCAGAUGAAGUUGCAUUUCGAAGAGAAACAGCCUGAUUCAAUUGCAUCCAAUGGUUACAAACGGAAGGGCGAUCAAGAACUCCAAAAUGAAUCCAAGCAUCCAAGAACGGGGGUGAAAGAAGAAGAGCCAUUGAUCAUCGUGGAGGUCGAGAUCGAGAAAAAGCCGUUCUCGAGGCAAUCAAGCAUCACCACCCUUGAUCUGAACAUCUGUGCUGAAGAUGACGGUGACGAUGGCGAGUCCAAUGCCAUCCCGAGCGAUCUGACACAGGAGAGUGUGGCAGACCUCCAUAUCCCACAUGGGUUUUUUGAAUUGAUCGAGAACCGAUUCAUCUUCGACAGGAAUCCUGUCCGGUCCAGCCGGAUUUCAGAGAAUUUCCGGUCGAAGCUCGAGGAGUCGUUCCAAUCGGCUCUUGGGGGCAAAAGGAGGGGGAUUUUUUGUGUAGAUGAGGGGGUUUUGGAGGAGCUGGUGGUUGCAUCAGCUUCCUUUGUGGAGAGCUUGUUUGAAAAAUGGCUGAAAGACGUUUUUCAAACGAGCUUGGCAACGGUCGAUUGGAAAAAGGGCGGGAAAGAGGUGUGGGUGGUUAGAAUGUCCGUUGAGGGCAAAAUUGGAAAUUUGGAAUUUGGGUUCGAGGGUUCAAAUCUUCCCAAGAGAAUCUCUGUAGACUGACGGUCCGAUGCUUUUGUUUUAUGUAAAAAGUUAAAUGACUAAAAUGCCCAUGUAUCGUCUUUUGUCGUUUCAGCGUGCAUGGGCUGUGGUGGGGUGUGUAAAUCUGUGAAAUGGCAGGGCUCUUUUUCUUUCUCUA
Messenger RNA from Magnolia sinica, 3655 nucleotides. Its product is annotated as protein SMAX1-LIKE 4-like. Lineage: Eukaryota; Viridiplantae; Streptophyta; Magnoliopsida; Magnoliales; Magnoliaceae. The transcript is spliced from 3 exons. The record is from RefSeq and is a predicted model, not a curated record. The coding region runs from base 382 to 3519 and encodes 1045 amino acids.